Molecule: messenger RNA, 1638 nt
Organism: Acanthocheilonema viteae
Lineage: Eukaryota; Metazoa; Nematoda; Chromadorea; Rhabditida; Onchocercidae
Source: the annotation of a GenBank genome assembly
AUUUAUAAUGUGCAACUUUUGCGUUUUGAUAACGAUAAGGGUAAUUGGCUUGCUGUUAUGGAGUCACGCUAUAAUUUUUCGAAAGAGUCGAAAAAUAUGUUGUAUCUAAGUGGAACUGAUAUUGAGAUCGGUUCAAAGCUUCAAGCGUUCGUAACUUCAGCGUUUGAUGGUGCUCAUAUCUUUGUCGAAAUUAGUCCUGGUAUUGCUGGUUGCAUUGCAAAAUGCAAGAAGUUGUCGUUAAAACCCGAUGAUUUGGUCAGAGUUCGUGUUAAUCAUGUCUUUCCUGAUGGUGGCUUGAACGUCGAAUUUGUGGAUUUAAUUGCGCAAGGUUCUACAGAGAAAAAACCACGGAAGAGGCUAAUAAGUGUUGGAUCUGGCUCUGAUACUGCAAUCGAUUUACCGCGAAAGAAAUCGAAAGCAGCUGGUUAUGUGGCAGCACAUUCGAAAGAGAACGAACCGCCUCAAGUUACUCCUAUUGAAGCAAAAGUGGGAAUUAGUUUUGAAAAGAAACUUCAUAAUUUUGGAAUAAUCAUAUCUGUUGGAUAUGGUAGAGCUCAUUCUGACUUAAGCUUUGGCAGAAAAUUGCCCGAGCCAGGUUUAGACUGGUCUCUAAAGGGAUUUACACCAGCUGAAUUUGCAUCAGUGGGACAAAUUGGUGAAAAGAUGGAUGUUCCUGUUAGUGCUUUAAUAUCGAAAGAUGAAUCCACCGCUGAUAAUAUUGGAGAACAAAGCAAGCCAAAAACUGAAGUGGAGCUUCAAAUAGAAGAGGAAAAGAAAUUAAUAAAUCGUGAGCGAAAAAUUCUCGAGACCGAUUGGAUCCCAGAUAACACGAAUGAUUUUGAUCGUUUAGUUGCUGGUACACCCAAUUCUUCGAUCUUGUGGAUCCGGUACAUUACAUUUUUUCUGGAACGAAAUGAUGUGGAAAAAGCAAGGGCAGUUGCAGAGCGAGCACUUUCAGUUAUCAAUUUCAGAGAAGAAGAUGAGAUUUUCAAUGUUUGGACAGCAUAUCUAAAUUUGGAGGGAAAUUUCGGUACCAGCGAGUCGUUAAAGGCAGUUUUCGAUAAUGCUAUCAAAAAUACCGAUUCUUUGAAAAUGUAUAAGCAAAUGGUGAAAAUAUAUCAAAAUCUCGGAAAAAUACAGGAAACGGAUGAUUUGCUAGAUGACAUAUUGAAACGGUUUCGUCACGAUGACUUGGAUGUUUGGUUCAUUUAUGGCCAACAUUUACUAGAAACAAAGCGCUCAGAUGCGGCAAGAAAUUUGAUGAAGAAAGCGAUCAAUUGUUUAGCUCGCAAGCACCAUGUAACCAUUUUGAGCCGUUUUGCGCAACUUGAAUUCAAAUUUGGUGAUAUAGAACAAAGUAAAACAAUUUUUGAAAAUAUUUUAAAUUCAUAUCCGAAGAAAACAGAUGUCUGGACAGUUUAUAUUGAUCUGCUCAUCAAAGCUGAAAAAAUUGAGGAUGCAAGGCACCUACUUGAACGAGUCACUGCACUAAAGCUAUCCACCCAUAAAAUUCGGUUGUUUUUUAAGAAAUGGAUCGAUCUGGAGCAAAGGCAUGGUGAUGAGAAACAGCAAAAUGAUGUUAAACAACGUGCACUGAAUUACUUACAAGGUGUUACUGAACUUACCACUGAAACAUAA